AUGAAUUGCCCCUCCCGAACCGAUGAUACGCUGCUGCAUUGCGAGUGGAACCAGAACCCGCCAUCGCUGGCCCCCGACUUGACCACGCGCCAAGACCUCAAUGGCAUCUCCAAUGCGCGCGUGCUGAAGACCAACGAUGGACUGGUCGGGUUGCCGUGGUCGUCGUUAGAGGUCACCGGCAUGACACCCACGCAGCCGUUCGACCCGGAAAAGCGGCGCCCACCCGCCCCGGGGGCGUCCUUGACACCGUCAGGACCCCCUUACCCACCGACCGGCUCGCAUGCUGGUCUCCAGGGCACCAAUGCCCGCCCCGCUUGUCGGCCAUGGCUCCAGAAACUCUGGAGUUGGGCGACAUGGCUUCUCUCGGUGCUGUGCACCUCGGCUCUGAUCUCCCAUCAGAGUCUGGCACAGUAUCUGGGAAUGAAUCGAUCCCCCGUUCUAGUCGAAGACGUUCAGCCGACCAAGAACGCCACGCAAUUACAGCCAGGCCGUCUUCUAGCGGCGCGUGACACCUGCGCCCAGGGAGGAGUCGACGGCGCUGCAUACGAUCUGCCCCUACAUGUGGCUGCCCUCUUCAUUAUUCUGGCGGUGUCGGGCUUGGCGUGCGCGUUCCCCAUCCUCGCCGUUCGCUUCCCUCGUCUGCGCAUCCCGGGCCCGUUCCUCUUCUUCGUUAGCCACUUCGGCACGGGCGUGCUGAUCGCGACGGCCUUUGUUCACCUGCUUCCCACCGCCUUCACGUCCCUCAACCACCCAUGUCUGUCCAGCUUCUGGACGCAGGACUACCCGGCCAUGCCCGGGGCCAUCGCGCUGGCCGGCAUCUUCCUCGUGACCGUGAUCGAGAUGGUUUUCAGCCCGGCCCGCCACGUCUGCCGCGGGGGCGCGCGAUUUGGCGACCUCCCGCCGCCGCCGACGGACAAGGACAACGAAAAGGCCCCGAUCCCGCGAAUCAACAUCUCGGAUCACUCGCAUUGCACCGACCACUCCGACGUUCCCUCCCUUGUGGAACCGCUGCCCCAUCUGCGCGAUCUGGGGCCCUUGAUCGGCCGUUCGUCCAGCAUCAGCCGCUCCAUCAAUCGCAUGGGCGACGACCCCGACCGUAUCUGUCGCAUCGCGUCCGCGCCCGAGGGGCCCGUCACCCACCUCGACUUCCGGCCGGAGCGUCUCCCGGACGUGGAGCGCAUCACCGACGAGCUGUCCCGGGACCAGAAAUACCGCAAGGAGAUGAUGCAGGUGUUCAUGUUGGAAAUGGGCAUCCUGUUCCAUAGUGUCUUCAUCGGCAUGUCUCUCAGCGUGUCGAUCGGGAAUGAAUUCGUCAUUCUCCUGAUCGCCAUUGUCUUUCACCAAACUUUUGAAGGGCUUGCACUGGGAGCCCGGAUUGCCGCCCUCGACUGGCCCGAGGACGCGCUCCAACCAUGGCUGAUGAGUCUCGCGUACGGGUGCACGACCCCCAUCGGCCAGGCGAUUGGUCUCGCCACCCAUACCCUGUACAGUCCGGAUUCGGAGGUGGGCCUGCUGGUGGUGGGCGUCAUGAACGCCAUCUCGGCGGGUCUUCUGAUCUUUGCUUCGCUGGUCGAGCUCAUGUCGGAGGACUUCCUCAGCGAUGAAAGCUGGCGCGUUCUGCGCGGGAAGAGGCGAGUGUUUGCCUGCAUUUUGGUUUUUCUAGGAGCGUUCUGUAUGAGUAUCGUUGGUGCCUGGGCUUAG
Aspergillus campestris IBT 28561 is the source of this 1701-nucleotide messenger RNA. RefSeq names its product putative plasma membrane zinc ion transporter (gene zrfD). Gene Ontology annotation, molecular function: zinc ion transmembrane transporter activity. Gene Ontology annotation, biological process: zinc ion transmembrane transport. NCBI's taxonomy places the organism in Eukaryota, Fungi, Ascomycota, Eurotiomycetes, Eurotiales, Aspergillaceae. The transcript has 4 exons. The coding region runs from base 1 to 1701 and encodes 566 amino acids. Gene Ontology annotation, cellular component: plasma membrane. The record is from RefSeq and is a predicted model, not a curated record.